AUGUUACCAUACCUGCUAGUUACGAUGUUACCAUUCUUGCGUUCCUGCUUCCAACAGUUGUGCAACGUCCGAACCAAUCACGAUGACUAUCCCAGCUGGCGACAGGCGAGCCUUCCGGUUAGCAGGGGUGGUAUUGGCUUACGUCGCUCGGAGGAAUUAGCACUCCCAGCCUUUCUGGCUUCGAUUCACUCCGUUGCCGACCUGGUGUCUUUACUGCUCCCCAAUCGACCGGCCGUCGAUGUCUCUACAGCGCUGGAAAUUUGGAAAACCAAUGCCCGGUUGACAGAACUGCCUUCACCAGAAUUCCGAAAGUCACAAAAAGCAUGGGACCUCCCGUUGUGUAACGUGUCUCUCGCCACAUUGUUAGAAGUAUUCCGCGACGAUGAGGUUAACAAGGCGCGUCUACUCGCUCAGUCGAGACCGGAAGCCGGUAUUUGGCUUAAUGCAUUGCCAUCGGCCCAUAUCGGCAACCUGCUCGACGAUGACACGCUGAAAAUCUCCGUCGGGCUCAGACUCGGCGCUAAGAUCUGCGAACCGCACAACUGCGCGAAGUGUUACAAGCCUGUCGACUGCUACGCCCAUCACGGUCUUUCGUGUUCUUUUUCCGCCGGCAGGCAUCCACGGCAUGGUGCCCUUAACAGUGUCGUAUGCCGCGCAUUCGUAUCAGCCGGAAUCCCUGCAAAACUGGAGCCUCGCGGCACUUCUAACACAAGUAGCAGACGUCCAGAUGGAUGCACAACAUUUGCAUGGCAGAGGGGCAUGUGUCUAGCUUGGGAUGUUACGUGUGUUGAUACGGUUGCCGCUUCCCACGUCAAGUCUACAUCGGCAAACGCGGGAUCGGCCGCCGUUCAGGCAGAGGAAAGGAAGACCAGUUUAUACUCUUAUUUGGUCGGUCGUUACAUUUUCGCGCCCAUCGCUUUUGAGACAAUGGGCCCUUGGGGACCGUCCGCCAUUGCCAUCAUCAAAGAACUGGGAAAGCGUUUACGGACCCAUUCAGGUGAAGUCCGCUCUCACGAAUUUCUUCGGCAGCGAUUGUCUAUUGAGAUACAACGCGGCAACGCCGCCUCUGUUUUGGGCACCGCAGAGAGAGCGGAUAUGUUUACUGAGCUCUUGUUUAUUUAG
This is a messenger RNA of Paramacrobiotus metropolitanus, 1122 nucleotides long. RefSeq lists its product as uncharacterized. The record is from RefSeq and is a predicted model, not a curated record. Bases 1 to 1122 code for a protein of 373 amino acids. The transcript has a single exon. NCBI's taxonomy places the organism in Eukaryota, Metazoa, Tardigrada, Eutardigrada, Parachela, Macrobiotidae.